Molecule: messenger RNA, 618 nt
Organism: Mollisia scopiformis
Lineage: Eukaryota; Fungi; Ascomycota; Leotiomycetes; Helotiales; Mollisiaceae
Exons: 5
Coding region: 1-618 (205 amino acids)
Source: RefSeq, a predicted model, not a curated record
AUGAGGCUCUCCCACCUACUAACGCUCGUGCUGCAAUGUCAGCUGAUAUAUGUCUCGGCCCUCAUCACCCUCGAAUCAAUCAGAGAUCUUACCCGCCUGACGGACGAUAUGAGAGCCAGGAUCGAGGGAUCGGGAAAAGUUUCUAUUGUCCCGGGGCAAAGGGUAUUAGGAGGAGGAGAGGAUGGAGAUGAGAUUGAGGAUGUCGUGGCUGCGGCGCUUAAAGUGCUUUGUUCGGAAUUAUUGAGGGAGUUGGAGAAGCCUCUUAUUGAGCCGCUGAAUGCGGAGGUGCUUGUUGAUGUGGGAGAGCAGGAUUUGAGGUGUAGGGUUAUUAGGAGGGGGUAUCAUGGGUUUUUGGAGGCGACGGUUAAGUUUCUGCAUGAGGUGCAGGAGAGGGAGUUGAGGUGGCAGUGGGAUCAUGAGAGCAUGGUUUUUGAGGGGGUGGGCUGGUUGCAGGGGCUUUGGGCUAGUCGGAAGACGAAUAUCCAGGACAGAAGCUUCAUCGAGCAACAGAUGAUGCUGUAUAGUGAAACAGGAUGCUUUGGGAAGAGCCAGGAAGUACUGAGGAGUGGAGUCGAGGUCGUCGAGUACCUGAAUGACUUGUUGGACUCUUUUCCUUGA